ACAGAGGUCAACCUAUCCGCAAGAUACAAAUACACCACACGAGUGCGCGGACGCUGAUUGGGAAUCUGCGGCAUCUGGGUCGACGCCCAAAAGGGUUAUGCCAAUUGUGUUGCUUAUCACAAUUAUUAUUAGAGAACCAAUUUCAUUGUCCUCUUGCAUGUUUUGUCUUCCAUAUUAAAACCAAAAGUUGUUGGGCCGAAAAUGGGGUUUGUGGUAAUAAUUUCACCGAUUUUAGAAUUUUGAGAAGAGAAGUGAAAACAUUUCAAUAAGAGAACGAUGUGCGACUCAAGCCAAGUCUAAAGCAUUGCAUUCUGUGGUUCAAAAGGGGGAAGAGCAAUCGAAACCAAUACAUAAACCUAAUCAGCCCAUAAAGCCUACACUCGAAAUCUGUCUUGGCGUUUGCUAUUGUCUGUAUUCAUUCAACGCACUCAGCAUUAUUCCUAGCCACAAAUGUCCGCUUAAGAUGAAAAGGGAUCGCUUGAAGAGGUAGUACAUAGAACAUUUCGAAAUGGAUCAUAUUUUAGGUAUUCUUUGGCAUUGGCAUGGGAUCUAACGUCGAAAUGAAAUUUAAAAAAAUAAAUGUUUCUCGCAUUUAAAAAAAGUAAAAAGUAAUAAAGAGGGGAAAGGAGAGGCAACUCCAAACAACCUGAAUGUAGGCCGCGAACCAUGAAGAGCUCUGGCGUCGGCACAGAGUGCAGUGAGGCCGAUUUAGAGUCGGAGACAGAUAUGGGUUUUUUGGAGAAGUUUGCCAAGCUGUCAGAUUCGCUGCACGAGAUCGAGCUGCAGCAUCGCUCGGGCUGCAGUCGCCUCUUCAGGGCUACCAAGAUUCAGGAGCACAAUGUGCCCGGGCUGAAGCUCUGCCUCGAGUCUGCUACAGACAUACACACGCUCGAUGACGAUGCAGGCGAUGCCGUGUGCCUGAAGGGAGUGCUGCGACAGCACAGGAUCCAGAUCAUCAGGUUAACCCAGGAGACGGCACCCGCGCAAGAAGAUGCUGAGAAGCGACUGGUUCACUGCAAUCAAUUGCAGGUGGAAAGAGCAGCGAUGCAAAGAGAUAUUAAGCUACUCACAGAAGCGAAUGCUGCCUUGAAGAAAGAACUGGGUGAUGAUGAAGUCUUGACCAUGAGCAUCGAAGUAAAUGAAAAACUGCGAGAAUCAAUGGUAUUUAAACAAACACAUAACAAUUAUCUUAAUCCAUUUUGAUGUGUGUUUUAUGUAUUUUUAAAACGAAAGAGAGGAGCAGUUCAAGAUUCAGCUGAAUGUUAAAGAAGAAGAGAUUUUCCUCCUAGAGUCGAAGUUAAAAUCGAAGGGUGCUGAAGUUGAAGAAAUAAAGGAGAGAUGUCUAAUAAUGCUAAUGAGGCUCGGGAGUCAGAGGCUCAACUCAAGGAAAAGGUAGAAGCUUCUGUGGUCAUCCAGGAUUCGCUAAAAAAAAAAAAUUUGGCUCUGGAUAAAGUAAAUAUAAAGCUUAAGACAUCGGUGGAUAUUUAUCGUCUUAGAUUGGAAAAACCAAACGCCUCUGUGAAUUGCAAGGAAGUGCUGCCAGUUGUCCGCCGCACUGUGGAGGAACUAGGUCCCGUGCAGGAACAUACCUCCAGCACUUGGACCGUUCCUGAAAAGAGGGCUGUGAGUAUUAAGUAAAACCCUCUAAAUUGAAAUGGGAUCUAAUGCUAAAAAUCCUUUCUUGUGCAGAGACCGGCAUGCAUACACCAAGAAUUGCGUAAAAUACAACGCAGAUGCCUUCACGGCUUGCGUCGGAGGAUCGACUGAGCGAAUCAUUUUCAUUUCUAUUAAUUAUUUUUCUUGUUAUUACGCUUAUUUAUUUAUGUAUUAUUAUUAAUCACCAAAUUGGGGCAUUAUUGGAGCAUUAUUAUAGCCACAAUGAAGAAAACUAGGAGUGGCAUGGCCCCAACAGCCUGGCGCUCAAACUUUUGAUAUGUUAAAUAUGAUAAAAUAUGUUAAAGCAAAAUGUAGAACAGAAAUAAAAAACCCAAACUAUUGUCCACUUCGUGGACUGUACUUUUGCUUUGAAAUGCAAGUUUUAACCAAGAGGGACGUGUGCUCAGCGCACGCACAUCCCGUUUGCUCAAAUAUUGUAUCCUAAAGGAGAACGACAGUACAUGAAGUGUACACGAAAGGAGUCCCUCGAGCUAUGGCAGAGGGGACACAGGACAAAUGGUACGAUAUUCGCCCCUACAUAAGUGCAAAUAUAAACUUACAAAAUUAAUUCAAAUAUUUGCAGUG
This is a messenger RNA of Drosophila subobscura, 2241 nucleotides long. RefSeq lists its product as uncharacterized. The coding region runs from base 667 to 1203 and encodes 178 amino acids. The transcript is spliced from 3 exons. NCBI's taxonomy places the organism in Eukaryota, Metazoa, Arthropoda, Insecta, Diptera, Drosophilidae. The record is from RefSeq and is a predicted model, not a curated record.